Scleropages formosus (Asian bonytongue) is the source of this 1491-nucleotide messenger RNA. RefSeq names its product small muscle protein X-linked (gene smpx). Lineage: Eukaryota; Metazoa; Chordata; Actinopteri; Osteoglossiformes; Osteoglossidae. Gene Ontology annotation, cellular component: M band; muscle tendon junction; costamere. The transcript is spliced from 5 exons. Bases 164 to 601 code for a protein of 145 amino acids. The record is from RefSeq and is a predicted model, not a curated record.
CAGUAUGUGCUCAUAUGUGUAGGUCCUCCCAGUAGGUUUCUGUCUGCGGUGCGUAUGAGUGCGUGUGAAUAUGCGGUGCUUCAGCAGCUCCCUGCUCUACUCGUGUGUGGAAAGAAAGCAGGCUCCUCACUGUGCUUCACACUGCUAUUUAUAAGGAGAACAAAUGUCAGCUAUGGGAGGAAUCCCACUGCCAGCGGUACUUCCCCCACCACCACCCUUAAGCUGUGCACACACACUUGUGCAGUCGCACAGGCUCCGCACUCCUUCACUUUGCUCCAUUGCCACAGUAACCAGGACAGCGCCCGAGAGGCAGCGCAGGUUCUCGAGCACAGGACAAAGAAGACACUUGUACAAGAUGUCCAAGCAGCCAUCAUCCACCGUGAAAGCCCUGCAGGCCAACCUCAACAUCCCCAUGGGGGCGCUGCGUCCUGGAGCCGCACUUCCCGUGAAGAGGAGAGAGGACUCGCUGGAGGAGACCUCACCUGUCGGCACAGAUGAGAAGAAACAUCUACCUGGAGGGGUGAAGCUGCCCGGCCCAGCGGUGAACCUGUCUGAGAUUCAGAACGUCAAGAGUGAGCUGAGAUGGGUGACCAAGGACUAGAGCCCAGGGUGCGCUCCCCCCUCCCCUCCCCUCCCCAAUGCUGUGACGGAGAGGGGCAGCGAAUCCACCACCGACUGACUCACAGAAGCCCUGAAGAUGAAGAUGGAGAUGAAGAAGAGCUGUUCUGGAGGCCAGGAGGACAUGAGCAUCACUUUCUCACUGAGGACCGAUGGCAAAUUAGAGGACAGCACACAACACACCCCUCAUGGCCCCGGGAGCCUGUGCACAAGGCAUCCCUGCUCCCCAAAGGGUGCACCUGUACUCUUCUUGCUGGGAUGUGUCCACACACACUCCUGUAGCGUCCGCUUGUCACGAUGUGUGUCUCGCUGUGUGUGGAGUUCGCAGCUGUUGCACAAGAUUUCACACACUGCAUCCAAAAAUGCUCAUAUAUGCCUGGAUGUGUUGCAUUUCACCGCAGUAAACAAGUUUAAUUACUUUCAUAUUGAUGUGAAUCAGCAACCUACAGAGAAAUAAUAAUUCUACUUGCGCCGCUUGCUUUGCUCAUUUUUAGUGUGUGCGUGCGCACCACCUACAUGCAGUCUUUGAUUCGUUUCCAAUCUACCACUCAGAUUUAACAUAGUACAUUUUGAGUUCUCCCACAAAGGACACAGUAUGUAGAACAUAAUAAAAAAAUGAAGAAAUAAUGGGCAAAAUGGAAAUAAUAAGAACAUUUAACAAUAUUCCCUUUGCCUUUCAAAAAAAUUACAGUUUGAAAAGAACUCCUAGAGACUUUUUGUAGAAAAACACACACACACACACACACACACACACACACGCACACUUGUGUGUGGUCACCCUUGGAAAAGAGACGUGUGCACACACCGACACAUGCAGAAAGGACACAUAUGGCGUUUCACAAACUCCCAGACAGAACGAACCCCAGAGGAGCU